Messenger RNA from Corvus hawaiiensis (hawaiian crow), 2869 nucleotides. It is a transcript of the gene LTO1, whose product is annotated as LTO1 maturation factor of ABCE1. The record is from RefSeq and is a predicted model, not a curated record. The transcript is spliced from 5 exons. Bases 32 to 436 code for a protein of 134 amino acids. NCBI's taxonomy places the organism in Eukaryota, Metazoa, Chordata, Aves, Passeriformes, Corvidae.
GCCGUCCGUUCCCGGCGUGCCCCGCGCCGCCAUGGCCGACCUGUUCGAGGGGAUCGUGAUGGCCGAGCAGAGGUUCCACGGGGAGGGCUACCAGGAGGGCUUUGCAGAGGGCAGCCGCGCUGGAAUGGCUGAGGGAAGGAGGUAUGGAGCACUCCAUGGAGCCCGGAUUGGCUCAGAGAUCGGCUGCUACCUUGGCUUUGCACUGACGUGGCACUGCCUGCUCCAGAAGCACACAGAUGAAAAGAACAGCAAAAAGAUGAGGGCUCUGGAUUCAUUAAUAGGGAUGAUUCAGAAAUUCCCAUAUGAAGACCCCACUUAUGAUAAGCUGCAAGAAGAUCUGGAAAAAAUCAGAGGAAAAUUUAAACAGGUUUGUUCAAUGCUAAAUAUUCAGUCUGAUUUUAGAAUUGGUACUGAGAGAUCUUCACUAACAUUUUGAAUGCAACAGAUGAAGAUAAAUAUGGAUGACCAAAGGAAAAAAGCGUUAAAAGAACAGAACUGGAAAAAUGUUUAUCUACUUUUGUAUUAAAAAAAAAAAUCAAAAUAGUGAAGAGAUGUUAGAUGUUAAAGGGGGAAAUCACUGGACUUGCAAUGUAAUUUACCAUUUAUUAUCUCCAAGUUUUAUUUAGGAUAUUACACACACUAGUGUGUAAAUAUGUUAAAUAGAAAUACUUGUUUUAAUUCUUUGCUAGUCUUUUACUGGUAAUUCCUCAAAAGGAAAACAAGUGUUUGCACGGUUUCCUUGUUUUAAGGAUGGUUGUUACUUAAAAAUCUGUGUAUGCAGAUCAUUCACUUUACACAAUGUGUAGGUGCUGUAGGGGAAGGAAAAUAAAAUCAAUUCCCUGCAGCCUUUGAAGCAGGAAACAUUUUUGUGGGCAGAGGAUGGAAUGGCAAAGGAGGUCAGAAUGCAAAGGAGAAGGAUGAAGAUGCCUGCUCAGAACAUGGAAUUUGCACCUGGAUUUUCCAAUAGUUUUGCAGACUGAGGAGGGGGAAGGGAGCAAACUCCACAAAAAAUAACCCCCAAAAGUUACCGGUUUAAAUGGUGGGUGAGAUAAACAUGACUGCCAGAAGAGCUGUGGUUCUCACUGACUGUAUUUGUUGGUACCUCUUAUCACAGACCAGCUUUUUAUUUGCCAGCCUUGAAAAGUGACCUCUUCAGUCUCAUUCCAGAUCAAUGGAUGCUGCCAGCUGCAUGUAUUUCACUGUGUUAGUUGGAGAGAAAUACCUGGAACAGGCUUAGCUUGGGCUGCUGGAUGUCUCUGCAUUCCAGUUCUGUAAGGAAUUCCAGCAGAAUUCUUUCGCCAACUGUACCCUGUGUGUGUCUGGCUCUGCCUGCGUGGCACAGUGCAGCCUCCUGAAGACAGGUUUGAGGAUUUUUGUUUGUUUCAUUGUCUUACACGUGAGGUUUGAUGCACACAGGCAGUGUCAGAGCCAUCUAGUGGAUGUGUAGGACUGUAAGAGCUCACAAAGAUUUGUGUGGUGAAGCUGUUAAAACAGUACAGAAUGUCCACAGUCAUGAUAAUUCUAAUUAUGUGGAGAACUUCUUUGACAUGAAGUAACACUGAGCUAGGAUUCAUUUGUACUUGUUCCCUCGUUUGCAAAAAUGCCUGUAAAAGCAAGGGCAGGGUUGUGAGAGCUCCAGGUGGAGCAUUUGUUUGAUAGAAGUGUGUGAUACGUGAGCGACAGUCCAAGGUGCUGCUCCAGAGAUUGUGUCAAACACAGUUAUUUUUGUUCAGCUCAGGAGAGGAGGGGUCUUUGGCAGUCAAGUGGUGACUGUUACUUGGAAAAUUGGUUUGGUGGCUAAUUUUCUUGUAUUGCUUUAGUUUUAUUUUUAAUAAAAUAAUAUUAUAAUAAGUUAUUAUAUAAAUACAUGUGUGUAUGUACACACUUAACCAUAAGUAUUGUAUCAACCAGGAUUUCCAGCUGGGAUGUACCAAGUUUAGGAUUAUCUCUUAGGUCUUUAAUUCAAUUUCAUCUGUGUUUACACACUGAUGGAGUCUCUUCUUCCAUGAGUCUGUAUUUUUCUGAAUAUCUGCUGCUUCGCACUUUGUGUGGGCCUGAUUUGGUUUAUUAAAUGAGGUACAGUUCAAAAUUAUUUUGGAUGUGCAGUUGUGUCAAUUAUCAUUUUCUGCAGUGAGUUGUGGGGGUUUCUGUGACGUUCAGGGCUGUGGCAGUGGAACAUUCCCUGCAUUCUGUAGAGGUGUUUUUAUGCCUGAUUUACCGCUAAGGAGGUUAAAGCCCAGGUUACAUCAAAAAUAUUCAUUUGUCUUAGGCUGGGUCACAAAGAUAUGAAAAAAUAUGCAACCUUGUACAUUAUGAUAUUGGUUAUUAAUAAAGCAGGACAUAGAGAUUGUUGCUUGAUGCUGAUUGUCCAAGAAGUUUUAAAUCUUGCAGAAGUAAGACUUAAAAAUAUAUCUGUGUAUUCAUUCGCCACCCCUACUUAUAGCUCAGUAGUUAGGGAGGAAUGUUUGAAACAUUUCUCUUACCAAUUUCUGACUUGCCUGGACUGUGUUCUAGCUUGUUUUGUCUCUUCAUCUCUCAGCUGAGCCUGUGGAAUAUGGAAUUUUAUUAAAAGGUGGAUACACAGCUCAUUACUUCUAGGCUGCUAAAGUCAUUGCAAUCCAGAAUACUUGUAAUUUUCCUUUCUGCAGUGUGUUAUGAGUACAAGAAACAGUGAAUUUUGAGGCAUCAGCAGAGAGAGGUAAACUUUGAAUACCAUUUGGUAAAGUUCCCAGGCACAGUUCUUGUUCUGUCUUCAUUAAGCAACUUCCUUUCUAUUUCCUGUCAGCUGUAUCAAAGGUGAUCAAUUCCAGCUUUGAAUUAAUACCUGUAAUCAACAGAAAUGGGUGAAAUAAAUCAGAAAAAAACAUAA